Polyodon spathula (Mississippi paddlefish) is the source of this 1743-nucleotide messenger RNA. RefSeq names its product C-X-C chemokine receptor type 3-like. NCBI's taxonomy places the organism in Eukaryota, Metazoa, Chordata, Actinopteri, Acipenseriformes, Polyodontidae. Gene Ontology annotation, cellular component: membrane. Gene Ontology annotation, biological process: inflammatory response; immune response; chemotaxis. Gene Ontology annotation, molecular function: C-X-C chemokine receptor activity. The transcript has 4 exons. The coding region runs from base 532 to 1665 and encodes 377 amino acids. The record is from RefSeq and is a predicted model, not a curated record.
GCAGUCUAUGAUGUCUACUUGCAAAAAGACCAGCUCUCCAUUAUAAGAACAGUACAGUGCAAUACAAAUGUAUUUUUAUAUAGCGCCCUGCAGACAUGCCAUGGCAUCCCAGAGUUAAAAACAGCUCAAAUAUACAAAGCACUCCAGUUACAACCGAUUACCUAAAAGCACUUUUUUUUUUUUUUUUAAAGUAUGUUUCCAGUUUAGACUUCAAAGAAUCCAGUCUUAUACCACCUGUUUCGUGACGUCGACCUGAAAAGAGUUCCACAAGCGAGGAGCGCGACAGCGAAAAUUCUCUGGCUCCAUCCCGGAUUUAAUGCAAAGACAGCACUCAGCAAAACGACGGUGCUGGAGCAGCAGCGGAGUGUGGUCAACACGGCGCUGUCAAAGUCAGUCACAUCUCAAUCCACUCUGAUUGCGAGUAUCCCAGAGAGACGGCAGCAGGGACUUCUAUCUGUUCCUGAAACAAAACGAAAAAACAAACAAACAAAAACCCUGAAGAAACUCCUUGUGUGUGUCCGGAAUCACUGAAUGGGUGUGAACUUGACCAACAAGAUGGAAGACUGGAGUAUCCAUGAGACGAUAUCCUUUAAUGUGAUUGAUGACAACUGGAAUUUUAACUAUAACGACACCGACUAUAACGACUCAGAGUCCAGUGACUCCUGCUGCGGUCAGGUGUGUACCCAGCAUGCAAUGAUGUCCUUUGACCGGGUCUUCCAGCCCGUGCUGUACUCCCUGGUCUUCGUGCUGGGGUUGCUAGGGAAUGGGCUGGUCAUAGCCGUGCUGCUGCAGUUCAAGCGCACCUGGAACGUGACGGACACUUUCAUCCUCCACCUGGCGCUGGCCGACUCUCUCCUGGUCAUCACGCUGCCCUUCUGGGCCGCCGAGGCCGUCCACGGCUGGGUCUUCGGAACCGGGUUCUGCAAGAUCGUAGGGGCCACUUUCAAGGUGAACUUCUACUGCGGGAUAUUCUUGCUGGGCUGCAUCAGCUUGGACCGCUACCUGUCCAUCGUCCACGCGGUCCAGAUGUACAGCAGAAGGAAGCCCUGGGCGGUCCAGGCCAGCUGCGUGACCGUGUGGGGGAUCUGUUUCCUCAUGAGCGUCCCUGACCUGGUGUUCCUGGAAGCCAUGCAGGACGACAGGAGAGACGGCCGGAUGGAGUGUCUCCACAACUACGGCAUUGGAGAGGCGGGAAAGUGGAGGCUCUUCUCCCGGCUCCUGUACCACAUCGCAGGGUUCUUCCUCCCCUCCGCGGUCAUGGUCUUCUGCUACACCAUGAUCCUCCACACGCUGGGCAAGUCCCAAGGCCUCCAGAAGAGAAAAGCCAUGAAGGUGAUCCUGGCUCUGGUGGUGGCAUUCUUUGUGUGUUGGACUCCCUACAACGUGGUCAUCUUCCUGGACACCCUGGUCUCGGAGAGAGCGAUGGAGUCAACCUGCGAGAUGCAGAAUUUCCUGGACAUUGGGAAGACCGUCACCUCCUGUCUGGGGUACCUGCACUGCUGCCUGAACCCCGUCCUGUACGCCUUCGUGGGGGUGAAGUUUCGCAAUAACCUCCUGGAUGUUUUGAGCGCGCUCGGCUGCAACAUCAAGAAAAACGUCCGGCCGGUCGGGAGGAGGGGAUCCAACUGGUCGGAAUCUGGGGAUACUUCAUACUCCGGAAUCUGAGGGUUUUGAGUCAAAUUGUUAAUGUAAUAGUUUUUUUUAAUAAAUAACCCUGAAUGUUAUGAAAGUAACUAUAUAGUG